CGAAGCGCAGCACGAGAUCUCCGAAGCGUCUAAAGAGAUUAGGCGGCCCAGCAGCAACUGCGUGGGGCCUCAAAGAACAGCACCUUCGAGGCGACCCUGAAGGCGAUGCUCAAGGCGGCGCGGAAGAAGCGCAGCAUCGCGAGGUGAAGAGUACUGGAAACGUUCUUCGAGGGCUAUGCACGGCGGCUCGAGAAGAAGAGCCGCGAGGGGGAUCAGGCGGGUUUCUACAGGCACCUGAAGAUGAUCGACGUCGAAGGUAAGAGGUCCUUCACAUCUCAGAACACCAAGGACGAGGACGGCAAGGUCCUUCGGGACCCCACGUUUAUUCGCCAACGCUGGGCACGGUGGUUCCACAAGCUUCUCAACACCAAGUCGCCGACCAUCGACCUGCAUGCGGCUGACAAGGUCAAGCGGUCGCCCACGUGCGUGCCACUCCACGACAUCCCAUCUCUACUCGAGGUUGAGGAAGCGGUACAGGAAAUGGCCAACAGAAAGGCCGUCGGGCCGGACGACCUACCGGCUGAGCUGAUCAAGCUUUUCCUGGACGGAGAUCAAGGCCUUUUCGCACGCCAUCGUCGCCGGCUGCGAGGAAACCAUCGAGGCCACCGUGCGCAAACGGAGACUGUGUUUCGCGGGCUUUGUUAUGCGCAUGGAGACAACCGCCUACCCACGCGCAUGCUGCUAGGAGCGAUGGCGGCGGGCGUGGGAUACCGGGGCGGGCAGGAGAGCGACUGGGUGUCUCGUCUAGGAGAGGACCUCGUGGCCUUCAACAUGGGAGACGAAAAGGAAGGGGGGAAAUGGGAAGAGAGCGCCAAGGACCCGGAGGUGUGGUACAACAAGGUCGAGGACGAGGCGGCAUGGUUCAUGAGGAAAUGGCACAGACAGGACGCGGAAGCGUCCGCGAAACGCCAGCGCGCGAGGGAAGCAGAAGCAGAGAGUACGGCCAUUUCGGGACCGAAGAGAAAGAGAGUCGGGGAAGCGGCGGUGGGGGGGGAGCGGCGACCGGGCACUGCUGUAGAAGCGAGUAGGGCGGCCGAGGCAGCACUUUUGGCGAACCAUGUACCCGGCUGA
Messenger RNA from Ectocarpus sp. CCAP 1310/34, 1071 nucleotides. NCBI's taxonomy places the organism in Eukaryota, Phaeophyceae, Ectocarpales, Ectocarpaceae. The record is from the annotation of a GenBank genome assembly.